This is a messenger RNA of Ogataea philodendri, 282 nucleotides long. RefSeq lists its product as uncharacterized. The coding region runs from base 1 to 282 and encodes 93 amino acids. The transcript has a single exon. NCBI's taxonomy places the organism in Eukaryota, Fungi, Ascomycota, Pichiomycetes, Pichiales, Pichiaceae. The record is from RefSeq and is a predicted model, not a curated record.
AUGCCACCGCCGCCCAUUCCUCCAAAUCCUCCUGGCAUUCCGCCUCCUCCCAUAGACGAGAAUCCGAAUGGAGAGCCACCUCUGGAACUUCUGAACCCGCCAGUAUCACCACCGAACAUCUCCUCGAAUCCACCAAAUUGGUUGAAUAGAUUGAAGGCAUCUGCCUGCGAGAACGUACGGCCACCGGCACCACCAAAGCCUCCGCCAGAUGUUCCGCCAGCUCCGCCAAAUGGACUGCCUCCAGCUGGGGCAUUUCCACGAGCAGCUUCUAAACCGUACUGA